Molecule: messenger RNA, 1221 nt
Organism: Mollisia scopiformis
Lineage: Eukaryota; Fungi; Ascomycota; Leotiomycetes; Helotiales; Mollisiaceae
Exons: 2
Coding region: 1-1221 (406 amino acids)
Source: RefSeq, a predicted model, not a curated record
AUGGAGAAUGAUAUGCAAGCUAUACCACCAGCUCCCAUUUCCAUUCGUUCAGGAUCUCCGGAGCGAGGAAGGGAAAGAUUGAGAACACGACCGUUAUCUUAUGCUUCAUCGCCGCAAUUGAGUCCUUCUCCAUUCUCCCAAGACCAAACAUCAUCGAGAUCGACGUCUAAGCAUUCCUCUCUCCAACCACCACCUUCCUCAUCCUCAGCUUCUCCAUCUCCAGAUCGAAAACGAAGUACCUCUCCUUACCCAUCACCCUUCGUCUCCACGCCCUCGAACGAUUUCUUGUUCCCUCAAACAGACAGCCAAGAAGAAGGACUACACCGCCAACCAUCCACCCGUCUCGAAAUCGCCACCGCAAUCCGCCAACCAUCCUUUCCCCAAUUCCGAAACAGCAUCAUUACAAAGCCCAGCAUGAGUCUGAUCACUCGCCCUGGAAUAAUACACGUCCAACCCAGCCAACCUCUGGCCCGGACCCUUAGUCCCACAACACCACUCUCAGCCGCGAGCACGAUCGUGAAUCCUCACUCGCCAUUAUCAACAACCCCAGAAUCCGCAGUCUUGGGUAGAAAUCGAGAAGCAAGGGUAUCAGUCAUCAACGUCGGAAGACCAAGCUCAGGAUCCGGAUAUGCAGCUGGAACAAGAACUAGUGCUCGCGCGAGUCUGUUAGCAGGACCUGGACCGGCUAUUCGACCUGCGGGCCCGAGACCGAUGCUUGUGCAUUCACAUACUGAUCCGAGUUCGGAUCGGAAUGCCGGCUUGCGGCCUGAACUUAAUUCUUUGGACGACGCUGAAGAAAGGGCGAGGUUUUUGGAUAUGAAGGUUGAGCAGAUUUUGGGGCCUAGGAAUGAUAGGCCGAGGAAGGAGGAGAGAAAAUCGACGUUGGGGUUACAGGAUGUGAAGAAGAUGAUUGGGGAUAUGAAAGAGAGUGAGGGGAAACGUGAAAAGAAGAUUGUGAAAAAGGAGAGAGACAGCGAGGCCAUGGUUGGGAAAGAGUUGUGGCAGAGUAUGUACUCGAUGAGUGGGGAGACUCUUGAUGAGGGGUCGGGGUCGGGCUCUGGCUCUGUCUUAGGCAUGAGGGGGCUGGAGACCCCAGAUAGGUUGAUGAGUGCUAGCGAUGGGGAGUAUUCGCCUGGAAGUGGAACGAACAGGAGGGUAUGGAAUGGCAGAAGAGGGUGUGGUACUGGUAUGGCAUGGUGGAAAAGGUGUCUGAGACGGUAA